Messenger RNA from Striga asiatica, 1687 nucleotides. The record is from the annotation of a GenBank genome assembly. Lineage: Eukaryota; Viridiplantae; Streptophyta; Magnoliopsida; Lamiales; Orobanchaceae.
CUACUUUUCAACUGUUCGCUAGGCUUUUCUGCUAUGAACAUACGAAGUAUUUUUCAGCUAAAUCGCGACAGUCUAUGGCGGUAGAAUGUGAAGAGGUCCAAGAGGACACACUUUUUUUUGCCUGAAAAUGAGCCGCGCCAACGUAAAUUCGGUGUUCUACGCCGAGGAGUACCACCCGAUUCAAGCCGGCAGCAUCGACGGCACCGACAUCCUUCCCCACGACAACGCCGUCUACAGAGCCCUUCUCUGCUCCAACGCUGCCCUAUACGACCCGUUUGGCGACCCGAAAGUAAUUGGGGACCCUUACUGCACUCUCUUCGUCGGUCGCCUCUCUCAUCUCACCACCGAGGACACUCUUCGCGAUGCCAUGGACAAGUAUGGGAGGGUGAAGAACUUGCGUCUGGUCAGGCACAUAGUGACAGGCGCCUCACGUGGUUAUGCAUUUGUUGAGUUUGAAUCAGAGAAGGAGAUGCGUCGAGCAUACAAGAUGCAGUCUGUUGGUGUCAAAGAACAUUGUAUCUUCAUAUANUAUAUUGACGAUUCGGAAAUCAUAGUUGAUUAUAAUCGGCAGCAGUUGAUGCCUGGUUGGAUUCCAAGAAGGCUUGGUGGCGGUCUCGGUGGAAAGAAAGAGUCGGGACAACUAAGAUUUGGAGGACGAGACAGACCAUUUAGAGCUCCACUGAGACAGAUUCCAUUUGAUGAUUUGAAAAGGCUCGGCAUUCCACCUCCGCCCGAAGGAAGAUACAUGUCACGUUUUCAGGAUAAGUGGCCAGAUGACACUGAUUAUUCAUCAUAUGAGCGAACGAGACAUGCUGACAAGGAAAAACGAAUCCACAGGGAUCACGAAAAAAUGGGAUCUUUGAAGACUCGUCUUGCAACCCUUCUGCUGCUGAAUGCCGUCUUCUUCCUGCUGUCGGUGCCUGCAGCUCUCUCUGACAAGGAAGAAGACAACCUGCUUCAGGGGAUCAACAGCUUCCGGCAGGCGUCCAGCCUGGCGCCCCUCGCGAAGCACGACCGCGCGGAGUGCGUGGCCGACGAGAUAGCCGACCAUCUGGAGGACACGCGUUGCCCCGUGGGGCCCACCCCCGACAACAUGUCGUCACUCGCCAGCUACCCCGACGCCCUGCGCAAGUGCCACGUGGACCCCACCACGACAGGUAGCGGCUCCGUCCUGCCCGUUUGCGUGCCCCACCGCGUGGCCACACUUGUCCUCACCAACUACACCCACUCCCCACGGGCCUCCAGGGCCCUCAACGACUCCAGGUUCACUGGGGUUGGAGUCGGGACAGAGGAUGACUGGACCGUGAUUGUACUCACGACUGCAGCGGCCGCGGGAAGCUUUGCCAGCGGGGCCGCCAGCUUGGUGCUGACGUGGCGGAAUCUUGUCUUUGUUGUGUUGGCUGGGUUUUCUGUUUAAAUGAUGAUGUGUGUGUGACUGUGUUGUGUUUGUUUAUGGCUUAUGCUUUGUUUUGUGUGGUUUGUUGAUGUUUGGGAAUAUUAUUGGCUAGGCUGCUGUGCAUGGUUGUAAUGGUUUGUGUUUGAAUUAAGUACUUUUAAUUCUCAAUGUACAAUGAUGGUGUGUGGGGGUGGGGGCUGUGUGUAUUUCAGGUUAGAUGCAAUUGUGGAUUCAGCAUUAAUGUAACGACGAAUGUGGAGCUAUUAAACGAAAGAGUCGCCAAAUAUGGAC